AUGGGAGGCGGUUCUGGAACGACCCCACCCCCGCAUAUCCGUGCCCGUAGCGGCCCCCUCCGUCGUCUCCUCGCCAUGGACCACGUCGACCACAGGGCCCGCCGCGACGACCAGGACCGUGAAGGCACCGCCCAUGGUACCCACGUCAAGGAUGAAUCCGCCGGUACCCGCACCGCCCCCAGUGCCCCCCUUCCCGACAGACUGGUAGGUCCGGCCACUGGUUAUACCCUCAUGGUUGCUGGUCGGCGGACGGGCAAGACUUCCUUCCUCAGGCUCCUCCUAGAUACCAGUCAUUUCUCUCCGACAGUCACCAGGGAUCAACUUGCGUCGAUCGCCAAGUUCGUCCAGGGGUGUAGCGGGCACACCUCGCACAUCAGGACAGUCUCCGUCGAUAUUGACCUGGCGCUUACCGAGAACGACAAGCCUCAAUCUCUCACUCUCACCCUCAUUGAUACCCCCUCUCUCGACUUCGACGACGACACGUCGACCCAAAAGACGGUGUCCGAAAUUAUCAGGCAUGUAGAUGCCAGAUUCGCUGAGAGCAUAGACGACGAGCGUCAGGCACUCUCCGGAGACCACCAUGUACACCUAUGCAUAUACUUCUUGGAUCCGGAUCAUAUUGUGCCACCAUCGGUACCAGCACCGCCAGUCCCCCCUGUACCACGUGCGCGUACCAAUAGUCUAUCUCAUGCCGAAGGCGAACCGUUUAUUCUUGAGCCACCGGUGACUACCAAUCCCGCGCUCUGUCGACCAACACUGCCUGCAGCAGACAUUGCCACCAUUCGACGACUCUCUGCGCGCAUCAAUGUGCUUCCUGUGGUGGCUUGCGCUGACACACUCACCAACGAACGCCUCGCCGCCGUCAAAAUGGCCGUCCGCAGAGACCUUGCAGAAGCUGGGAUUGGCUUCGGGAUAUUCGACUUGGAUACUUUCCCUCAAUAUCCAGGUUCCAUCAAGGAUGCAGGGGAGUUGCCUGCCCUCAAGUUCCCCUCCGAUCCUGUAGUCGGUUACACUGCCCAUCUAGACGGUGCCGGUUCCACCGCAACCUCCCCUCCAUCUACUCCAGUGUCGCCGUCAUUGCUCCGACUCCCCUUCGCUCUGAUAUCGCCCGAUAUUUAUUCGCACAGUGAUGGAGUCUCUAGACCGCCCCCUUCGCGUUACGAACUUGCGCUCCAAUACAGUCCUUCAAACCACCACUCUGAAAAUAAUAGCAGGCCAUUCUCCAAAAUUGUUCCAGGGAGGUUCGUCAGGAGCUACAGAUGGGGAUGCCUCGAUGUGAUGGAUGUCAAUCAUUGUGAUUUUUUGCAUCUCCGCGGUGCAGUCUUUCACCAUAUGCAGACAUUGCGCAAGUACACUCGAGAAUACCUGUUCGACAAGUUUAGAACAGAGAUUCAACUACAAGCUCCGACAUCUCAUCAUACUCUACCAUCUGGUACAGCACCUUCGUCCGGGUCAAUGUGUCGCCCAUCAGCGCUUCCUCAGGACUCAAGGCCGAUCCUUGCAAUUGACACUGCCCCCUCUCAUUCCACAAGCAGGCGCUCGUCACACUCUACCUCUCGAGCUGGGGCACUCCACAAUGGAGAGAUUAGUUCUUCUUCGCUCCUGUCCGCACAUCCGCCGUCCGUGAUGGAGCUGUCGCCGAGAACUGCAACCUCCUCGAGAUCUCAACGACAGCGCACCAAAAAGAUCACUGUCGCGUGCAAUUUCUGUCGAUCUCGUAAGCUCAAGUGCGACGGUGGGAGACCUGCCUGCGGCCAAUGCUUCAAACGGUCAAAUCCAUGCGACUACAUGGUAAAUCACAAGCGGCGUGGAAAUAACGGUCGGCAGCGAAAGCAAUACGCGGGCAGCGAGAGCGAUGGUGAAGGUCUCGAAGACCCGUCUCCCGAGGCAGACGGUCCAUCGCAUCCUUCGCAUUCUCCAGAGGUCAUCCCCCAACCUGCGUCUCGAAGAAGUUCGAACGUAAGCAUGCUCUUGACGGAGUCACUGCCGUCUUUAAGUAGCGCUAUUAAGCGCCAGGAGGACCCUCGUGCCAGUGCUGUAUUGGCGCCCAUCACACACUCCGCCACUUUCCUUGAAGUUUCUGCGUCUGACCAGCGCACAGAGCUCCCGCCCAUCGCGACGCUGAGCAUCCCGUCUUCUAGCACGAUGCACGAUGAGGCGCAGUCGCUGACCUCUCUGAAGACCGAUACUAGCUCCACACGGAGGCGUACAUCUUCUGCAGCGUCUGGAAGGAGCCGCACGUCCAACCACCACGGGUCCAAAAUUGUGGCAUGUAAUAUAUGCAGAGCGCGCAAGACGAGAUGCGAUGGAGCACAUCCCACAUGUGGGAGUUGUUCGCGGCGAUCACUCCCGUGCAACUAUGUCACCGACGCUCCAGGCAGCUCAAGAAGCCGCGGAAAAAAUACGGGCACGUCGACGCCAGGGCCGUCGGCCUCAACAUCCGCACGGUCCUCCCCUACCAGCCAGCUUCAUCUCAUAUCCCCUCGAGCGGCGAGUGCGUCGAAUGGGUAUAUCCGCACCAUCGGGGCUGUCGACCCUGCCGCGGAUUUCUCUCCGCAACCCAACAAGAAAAUGCGUAUGACCGACAUGGGCGUGCCCGCCAUUGCGGUCCUUCACGCACCGUGA
Messenger RNA from Sparassis crispa, 2625 nucleotides. RefSeq lists its product as hypothetical. The coding region runs from base 1 to 2625 and encodes 874 amino acids. The transcript has 7 exons. Gene Ontology annotation, biological process: cytoskeleton-dependent cytokinesis; regulation of DNA-templated transcription. The record is from RefSeq and is a predicted model, not a curated record. Gene Ontology annotation, cellular component: septin complex; septin ring; microtubule cytoskeleton. NCBI's taxonomy places the organism in Eukaryota, Fungi, Basidiomycota, Agaricomycetes, Polyporales, Sparassidaceae. Gene Ontology annotation, molecular function: molecular adaptor activity; DNA-binding transcription factor activity, RNA polymerase II-specific; GTP binding.